UUUUACUGAAAAAUACGUAAUGACGUAUACGGAAGCCGAAACGAAAUUCGCGAGUGCUAUAAAUUUAAUCUCAGCCUUUUUUUCCCUUUCUUUCUUUCUUUGUCAUAAAAAGUCCACGUUUAACAGAAGAGACACGUAAUUAGUGCCUUUUCAAAUAUUAGUGUCGCGAAUCAAGUGUUUUUCAUCAUGUCGAAACAGACUCUGGGGAAGACCCUGCUGCGGAAUGUAAUCCGCCACACUGAUGCUCACAACAAGAUCCAGGAAGAGUCAGAGAUGUGGAAGUUGCGGGGCUGGGAGGUCCAAAUGUCCAACCACAGUCACAUGAGCGCCACCAAGACAAUCAGAGGUCAAAUGCACUGCGAUCGACUAUCCUAUCCGUCCAGAGUUUCCUCAGAGCAUGACGAUCGAGAGGCACGAUACUGGACACGUAAACUCUAUGACUUUGAGGACAACGAUCCAGACAGGUGGGGACACAGUGGCUUCAAGGAGCUCUACCCUGAAGAAUUUGAUAGUGACAGCAGCACCACAAAGGAGGAAGAUCACAAAAGUAAAGCGUCCAAAUCGAAACGCUCCAAAAAGAAGAAAAAAAAGAAAAAGAAGAAAAAAGAGGAAGAAGCGGAGGGAAAGAGAAAGAAGGCAGCCAGCAGCAACGACAGCAACAGGACGACAAGUCAUCAUAAAAGUAAAAAAAAGGAAAGGACAGAUGAGGACCGACAGAGACGCAAAAGGAAAAAUGAUUCGCAUAAACACUCGGAUUCCACAAAGAAGCGCAGGAGAGACUGGAGGGCGGCGGGCAAGGACAGCACCGAUGAAAGUUCCGAAGGGUGAAACGGAAUCCUGAACUUGAUCAUGGGGACAAAGAUCAACUCUUUAGUAUUAUUAUUUUUUUAAACAUGACCAUUUCUUAUGUUUGGUGACAUUCAGUUUUUUUCCCCUAAUGUCGCAAGGAUCUUAUUGACAACAAAUGUAAUACUGUACUGCAUCAAUACAAGUGAGUAUUCAUGCAAUACACUCCCACGCAGUGCUGAUCUAUUUUUUCUUCACAUUUAGAUUAUUCCUGUCCUCAAUGUCCAACAUGAAAUGCUAAACCCAACUACCGGUUGUGGCAGAACAAUUCUCAACACACAACAGUUUCACACUCCUUUUAACUGUGUAGCAUCUUUUUUAACUUCAAAUAACGUUGGAUUAAUUCAACAAAAUGACUUGUGUCACUGAAGUAAAAUACACAACAAAAUUUUUAUUAGGUCAAUUUUUCCAAUUUUAUGUUAAGGGUAUGACAAUGUUUUUUGUGUGCAUUCAGAACGGAUAUGAAAUGUGCAAUUUGUGGUUAAUCAUCACUAAAUGGAAAUCAUGCAAUUAAAUGAUUAAAAUUUUUAAUAGCCUUGA
This is a messenger RNA of Hippocampus zosterae (dwarf seahorse), 1386 nucleotides long. It is a transcript of the gene nkapd1, whose product is annotated as NKAP domain containing 1. Lineage: Eukaryota; Metazoa; Chordata; Actinopteri; Syngnathiformes; Syngnathidae. The record is from RefSeq and is a predicted model, not a curated record. The transcript has 6 exons. Bases 187 to 828 code for a protein of 213 amino acids.